Molecule: messenger RNA, 1026 nt
Organism: Blastocystis hominis
Lineage: Eukaryota; Bigyra; Opalinata; Blastocystidae
Exons: 2
Coding region: 1-1026 (341 amino acids)
Molecular function (GO): protein binding
Source: RefSeq, a predicted model, not a curated record
AUGGCUGCAUUUUUAAUCGCUUCCGGAGCCGAACUCAACCCAUCAACCGGAGUUCCUGCUCUCCACAAAGCUGUCGACCAGAGCUCGCUUCCGAUCCUAACUCUCCUCCUCGAAAAGGGCGCCAAUGUAAACUUAAUCACUCCGCAAUCGCACGGAACGCCUCUCCAUCACGCCUGCGCCUCCUCUCGCAACCCCGUUUUACCGCUUCUCCUCCAAUGCCACGCCGAUGUGAACCUCAAAGACGAGCAAAACCUCACUCCUCUCAUCUACGCAGCCAUCAACACAAACGCAGCAGCGAUUUCGCUGCUUCUAAACAGCGGAGCCGAUCCGCUGAUCACACUCCCAGACGGCGAAACGGCUCUCCAUGUCGUGAGCGAUGCAGGCCAUUUGCCGUCCGUGAAAGCGUUUACAGAGCACGCGUCCAUUCAACAGACCGCCAAUUUCGGCGAUUCGAAGAAUGAAACGCCCAUUGUGUAUGCGGCGAGAGCGAAGCACGCGGAGAUCGUGGAGCUGCUGCUUCCAUUCACGACGUCGAUGGCAGGAAAAACCGUUUCGGAGCUGAUGGAGGAGUUUAAAGCGCCCGAACCUGUAAAAGAAGCAGACACAGAGAAAGAAAAAGAAAAAACGAAUCCAGAAGUGGAUUUGACUGCUGAGCAAGCGGUGCAACUUCACCAGAUGAAGGUGGAGGGAGUAAAGCGAUUCAAUGCGAGUCAGUGGAGUUCUGCGAAGGAUUUGUUCAUCCAAGCGCUGGAAUUGAAUCCGGGCGAUGUCGUGUUGCAUAGCAAUUUGAGUUCUUGCUAUUUGAAGAUGGGAGAAUUGGAUAAAGCCAUGGAAGAAGCGGAGACAUGCAUUCGAUUGCAGCCGAAGUGGUGUAGAGGGUAUUACCGAAAGGGAAUGGUGUUUUUUGAGCGGAAGGAAUACGUAGACGCCGCUACUUCCUUCUAUCAAGGAUGCGAAAUAGAUCCAAGCGAUAAGAAGCUGUCGCAAAUGGUAGAAAUUGUACGGUGUGAAUCAUGUGUAGUUUAA